Messenger RNA from Phascolarctos cinereus (koala), 476 nucleotides. The record is from RefSeq and is a predicted model, not a curated record. NCBI's taxonomy places the organism in Eukaryota, Metazoa, Chordata, Mammalia, Diprotodontia, Phascolarctidae.
GAAUAACACUGUAUAGCCACCCAUACGGAGGAACCUUACUGAAUGAAGACAAAAUACUGGAGAGUGUCCGCCAGUGUGGAGUUGCACUCUGCAUCAUGCUGGGUUUCUCAAUCCUCACAGCAUCGAUUGGCAGUUCCAUAGUAAAAGACCGAGUGUGUGGAGCGAAGAGGUUGCAGCACAUCAGUGGACUUGGCUAUAGGACCUAUUGGUUUACUAAUUUCAUUUAUGAUAUGCUAUUUUACCUGGUUUCAGUCAGCCUGAGUAUUGGAGUUAUUGUUGCUUUCAAGCUAACAGCCUUCACUUUCCGAGAGAACUUGGCAGCCACUGCCCUCCUGCUGGCCCUUUUCGGGUAUGUGAUUGGAAAUGCCACUGUGGAAUUAUGGUGUGUUCCUUGCAAAAGAAAAACCCUAGGAUUUCUUCGAAACUGCUGUUGGGUGCGUGGUUUUCUCUCUCUUCCAGCAAUUAUGCUUAUGUGA